AGCCAUGUAAACGUCGAAUGAACUAAAUAAUCUCAAGAAACGAAAAUUAAGAAACGAUAGUUACUAAGUUCAGAUUUACAAGAUUUUUGCAAGAAUGUAAAAUAGUCCAGUAGGCUUCAAAUCCAAAUGAAACACGCACAGUUUAACGUUAUGUUGUUGCUCCAAGUUUUCGUGUUUGCCUUUCUGGAUUCCUGUUCAUCUUAUUCUUCUCUUCAUGAGUGCUAUGGUGGCACUUACACAUUCACACCGCAAUCUACUUCUUCCAUAUAUUAUAAGCCAAAGACAACAAAUGACAGGACACUUGUUGUUAUCAAAGGAAAGUCAGUAAAUACACGGUUUGAAGUUUCUUUCUGGAAUACUAUAAAAAUGAAAGAUCUGACCGAAGAAGAUGAUGGCGCUAUCGUCUUCUUUGACCAGCACAACAGUGUGCAACUGAAAAUUAUGGAUUGUCAGGACCCUGCAUCAAAAAAAUAUGGAGAAGUGUUUUCUUUGAGGAUCCCUUCUUCCGCUGAGUACUUGGAGUUUGCUCAGGUCAUACCUCUAGAUUUUGCACUAAAAUCAGUAAUCAUUUGGAAUCGCACUGACUCCUCACCUACCAAAGGAAAAAUAAAUCGGAAUUAUUUUGAAAUAUAUGGUAUUAACCAGCAAGACAGCGGUUACUACAAAUUUAGAGGGUCUAAGAAUGAACUGGUCAAAUGGAAAAGAUUAAAAGUUGAAGCGAGUCAUGAAUAUUUUGAAGUCAUGGAGGGACAAUACUUCCACACGCAGUUUCCUGUUGAGUUUUCAUUUUCCCAUUUUUUAUUUAGUUCGCUGUCCGUAAAUAAGGAGGUCACAAGCGAAUACAUGGAUCCCAGAAUGGAAGUCACAAAGUCAUACUUUAGUAUUUUUGAUGUAAAAAGUCAGGACGCAGGUACAUACAAAUUUAUAGAUACUGAGGGAAACAAUCCAGUGAACAUGCAGUUACAUGUAACCGAAGCAGUCCCAACUUGGGCAUAUAUUGUAAUUGUUGCUGUCAUAGUCCUUGUUAUUUUCAUAUGUUGUUGUUGCAUAAAAAAGUGCUGCUGUAAGAAAAGUAAAAGAAACAGCACUGAUUCUACAGCGACCGCAGCACCUACUGUGCAUUUCCAUGAUUCAAAUCAACCUGCUCCAUCUGGAGUCCCUCUCCUCCCCAGAGAGCCGAGACACUUUAUUGCAGAUGCAACUAUUAAUAAUACAGCUGACAAUAACAUGGACCCACCACCAUCUACUCAGGCCACAGUUUCAGGAGACACAGGACCCACAUCUUUGUUUAUGACCAGCACCGACUCUGAACCAAAGUUUGAACUGAAAGGAUCGGUCUUCCCCUCUGCUCCCCCACUCAGCUCAGACAUGUGUAUUCAAGAUGUUUAUACCUCAGAUAAACUCAACUUUUGAUCUAUGAAAGUUAUGAAUUCAACAAAGCAGCUCCUGUCCAGUCUUUUGGCACAUGCAAACUACUCUCAUCAGGACACAAGUCAUUAUAUAAUGCCAUAAGGGGUAAAAUUUAGUAGUAGUAGGAGGAAUUUUAUUGUAAUAUCUACCUCUGCUAGAACAAUAUGAUACUUCUUGACAAUUAAAUGUAUUUUAAGUCAGUUUUCUUUUUACAUAGUUUUUAUAUAGACCUAUCACACUGUCAUGGAUAUUGUUACAUUUCUCUAUUGUAUUAUCGGAGAUUGAGUUAAGGCAAAGAUCUGUUAUACUAUACAUGUACUUUGUAUGACUGCUAUGACAAUAACAUUAAAAAUAAGUUAGAACAAAAUAAGUUCAACAUUUACAUAUUUAUAAUGAAUAUCUGAAUAUAAAAAAUAAGGAAAUGUAUGAUGCACCCCCCCUCCUCUCCUCAUGCCUACUAUGUCUAUUUUCUU
Messenger RNA from Periophthalmus magnuspinnatus, 1883 nucleotides. RefSeq lists its product as uncharacterized. NCBI's taxonomy places the organism in Eukaryota, Metazoa, Chordata, Actinopteri, Gobiiformes, Gobiidae. Bases 127 to 1413 code for a protein of 428 amino acids. The transcript has 9 exons. The record is from RefSeq and is a predicted model, not a curated record.